Molecule: messenger RNA, 866 nt
Organism: Vitrella brassicaformis
Lineage: Eukaryota; Vitrellaceae
Source: the annotation of a GenBank genome assembly
AUGGCCUCUCUUCUCCUGGCGGCUCUCUGCCUCGUCGUAUCGAUUCCCUUGGCAAAAGGUGACCCGCCAAAUUGCGACGCCGAGAGUUCCGGUGGCUGCUCACGUAGGUUACCGACGACCUAAUGGCGUGCUCGGUGCGUCAUGUAGCUUUGCUGUUUCUCUGUGCUUACGUCAUCAAUCAGAGAUCAUCGCGGGCACCCCGGAUGGUCGUCUCUUCAGUACCACCUUCCCUGAAGAGGGUUUUGUGCUGGCCCAGACGGACAUAGAAGCGAAUGGUGACGUGAGGGCCCGCGGCCGUGUGUUCGGCCUUGCGCUCCUGGAAACCGAUGGCGAUGUAGAAGCGCUUGGCACAAUCACAGGACAAAAAGUGGUUGCGGUGUCAAAAGGAAACACUCCUCCGGCAGAAAUCGCUGAUGUGGCCGAGGGCGGAGUAAGUGAGGAAUACUGCUACAGAACCUAAAAGGGCGAGUACACACUGUCUGCAUGUCUGUUUGUCUGUGUUGGUCGAUUGCACGUCAAGUUAUCGUCUGCGGCAACCCGGGAACGCGCUUUGACUUUGAACAAGGUACACACGUGUCAGUUCUAUCUCAUCCAGCUCACCCUCUUUGUAUCAUGUACACUGUGCAGGGGAUAUAAAGGCGCAGCUGGAUGUAGAGGCAGACAGGAACGUCGAAGCAAGGAGCAGUGCUUUUGCGGACGCGGCGUCAACACACCGCGCACCAUCAGCAAGUCAUUCGAGGUGCGCGGCCCGCCCGUCAGUCAGGCGAACUCGUCGGUCCACCACGAGUGGAGUGCCAGCGGGCGCGCAUCAGCGCAUGAGGCCUUCCGGAAGCUGCAUGUGCAGGCCUACGGCCACAAGAAGCUGG